Antrostomus carolinensis (chuck-will's-widow) is the source of this 1477-nucleotide messenger RNA. It is a transcript of the gene WDR82, whose product is annotated as WD repeat domain 82. NCBI's taxonomy places the organism in Eukaryota, Metazoa, Chordata, Aves, Caprimulgiformes, Caprimulgidae. The transcript has 8 exons. Gene Ontology annotation, molecular function: protein binding; chromatin binding. The record is from RefSeq and is a predicted model, not a curated record. The annotation marks the transcript as partial. Gene Ontology annotation, cellular component: Set1C/COMPASS complex.
CGAGUGCAAUUAUUUCUGCUUCCUUCUGACAGGCCAAAGAGAACGCUGUACAGUAAGAAGUAUGGAGUGGACCUCAUCAGGUACACACAUGCUGCCAACACUGUGGUCUACAGUUCCAACAAAAUAGAUGAUACAAUCCGGUACCUCUCCCUGCACGACAACAAAUACAUUCGCUAUUUCCCAGGACAUACAAAAAGAGUGGUCGCUCUUUCAAUGUCUCCAGUGGAUGAUACUUUUAUUUCUGGAUCCCUUGAUAAAACUAUUCGACUUUGGGAUCUCCGCUCUCCAAAUUGCCAGGGUUUAAUGCAUCUCCAGGGGAAGCCUGUGUGCUCUUUUGACCCAGAAGGGUUGAUUUUUGCUGCUGGAGUAAAUUCUGAAAUGGUGAAGCUUUAUGAUCUCCGUUCUUUUGACAAGGGGCCGUUUGCUACGUUUAAGAUGCAGUAUGAUCGAACGUGUGAGUGGACAGGCCUGAAGUUCAGUAACGACGGCAAACUCAUCCUCAUAUCAACUAAUGGAGGCUUCAUUCAACUGAUUGAUGCCUUUAAAGGAGCUGUCCUGCAUACUUUUGGGGGUUAUAACAAUAGUAAGGCUGUCACGCUGGAGGCGUCGUUCACACCAGACUCUCAGUUCAUCAUGAUAGGUUCGGAGGAUGGGAAGAUUCAUGUUUGGAAUGGGGAAAGUGGGAUGAAGGUGGCUGUGCUGGAUGGGAAACACACUGGUCCUAUAACCUGUCUGCAGUUCAAUCCAAAAUUCAUGACUUUUGCUAGUGCAUGUUCCAAUAUGGCCUUCUGGUUGCCAACUAUCGACGACUAGUUCCUACGCUGCAGCUGCUGUCAGAUGAAUUCCAUACUGCUGACAGCAGCACAUCGUUGCAAGCAUAGUAUUGGAAUUGCCUAGAUCUCCCAGAAUGUGUUCCUGCAUAUGUUUCCAUAUGUCUUACCUUUAUUUGCUGCAUUCCUUUGUGAGGACUCUUCCACUUGGCCUCCCAGCAUGCUCAGAAGCAGCAUGCUGCACACUCUUCCCUUUCAGCAGGCUUCAGCCGAAGUUGGAACUGGCACAGUGUUAUUUCUAAGAGCAAUGAAGUCUGUUUUAUUUACAAAGUGUUUGUGGCAUUUUUUAAGCUGUAAUUGUGUGUUUUCCUCCUGUAAGUGCACAAGGCUAUUGAUGUUCCAAGCUGGAACGUGCAGUUCCUUCCCGUAAGUGCAUGUUUUUCACAUCUGGGAUCUCCGGUUUCACUGCAGUCCACAGAUGCAAAGUUACUUCUGUGCCAAAUGUGAACACUGACAGCUUUCAACUUGAACAGCAGAUGCUGGAUUCUCUUGCAGUGGAACGUGUGCAAGAGUGGGUGACUGUAAAUGCACAUUAUACAUCCUGUCAUCCUUUUUUUUUUGGUGAUUUAGUGUGCAACACACCGUACAGAUUUUGUCCACUGCCAGAGCUUGCUGAAGCCUCCCUGCUGUUUGCUGUGCCAGCUUCC